GCUAGUGUAGUCAAGGUCAAUCAAAAUGGCUGCGAAAGCCCUGUUUAGAAGUGUGGGUAUACCAAUAUCGACAUUUCACCUGAAUCUAAGUGUUCCUGUAAAAUCAAACUUGGGAUUAGUGGUUCGUAUUUGCUAAUAAGACCUAGCUUUAGACUUAAAAUCUAAAAAAAAAUGUUUGUAAACCUGAGAAUUUCUGAGAUUUUGAAAAACAAUAUUAGAGCAAGGUGCUAAACAAAAAAAAAAGAAAAACCCAGCAACAAGCUGCAAUACAAGCAAAAUUUGAAACACCCUACUCUACCUCAGCUGCGCCGGUUCGGUUCUUUAUAUGGGGUGGGGGCAUCCAUAAUUGACGUCACUAGUCUAGGGGGAGGAGUAACAAUUUUUGGGACUGAGGGGAGUGGGGUUUAAGCAAUGUAAAAAGGGGAAAAAUUGCUGCCUGACUGAAUAACACUAAAUUACCAUUCAUUGUCAUUGGGUUGAGUUCCGAGAAAUGUAGAAAACCGGUUAAUUGCCGGUUAUUGUGAUUUCAUUGUCAAAAUGGCGACCUCCAAUUUUUAAUUUACCGAGAGUCACGUUGUUUACAACUUUUUAACUAUUUAUAGCCCAGCAUGUAAAUUCUAUUUCCGCCCACAACUUAGAAUAGACAUGUUGUGUUAUGAUUAGACACUUAAAGCCCCCAAAAAAUUUUGGGGCUUCACUUUGAAAAUUAAAGGUAAAUUAACGCAAUUUUUACUCAUUCAAAUUUUUUGUGUGGAAAGGAGCCUUUCUUUGAAAUUUAGGGACUUUAUAAAUAGGCAGUGUCUACACGUCCGCACUACUUGUCCGGCGACCAAGUCACAUGACCGCCGUAACAAAGUGGCGAGAGAUAUCUUGUCGGUCAGCCUUGUCACGUGACUGCGAAUAAUUCAAAACUAUUGUUAAUUUUAAAAUCUAUUUCUCUACCAAGUAAUGUACUGAGUAUCUUGCAUGUAAAUAAUAGAAAAAAACUUAAGUGAAAGUGGCUUGUAAACAUUUUUGUUUAGUUUGUUAUUUGAGUUUGUGUACCAGUAAUCCAUAAAAUAAAUUAGGGGCCAGUGUGGAGUAGGCAACCAAUAAAAGUAAAAGAUUUCAUUUUAAAUUGUUACAAAAUAUUUAAAAACUUCUCAUGAAACUACUGUUGCUGAUGAACAUGAUAAUAUAAAUAUAUUAAAUAUUUUACAUUAAAAUGGGAGAAAGAAAAAAAAUGAUCCUAUGCCCGGAAUCGAUCCUCAAAUCAUAAUAUCGUCAAGCGACCACUCUACCAAUAGACCACACAAGAACUGCCAAACUGUACUUCGUUCGGAAUUAUAAAAACUACUAGCCGUCCGGCGGUCACGUGACAUACCGCCGGACGUAUAUCUUGCGCACUAUUUGUCCGGCGCGCCGGACAUGUAGACAUUUCGUUAUAAAUAAUGGCAUUAACUACAACAUAUCCAAGACAUGCUAAUUUAGGCCCAACGGUUUGGUCAUAAAUUAACUCGGAAAUUUUAAAUUCGUGUGUCCCAACAUUACCUAUUAUCGUUAAUAUUUGAAGCUAUGGUAAAUAACCUGAUUACUCUGGAAAUCCAGCAUAUUAACCCAUAAUAACUCAUUUGAAAAUAAAAACAAAUAAAUUAAUAAUACAAUUACAUAAUUUUAAUAUGAUUUGAUGUUUUUAUUAAGGGAUAUUAGGUUAAAUAAGCCUCAUUAUUACAAUUAAUAGUUAAUUAUUAGUUUUAUAUACUGGAAUAUGUUAUUAUUAUAUAUAUAAUAUGUUUGUAUUUUAUAUAUAGAAGAGGCCUAGAAUAGUAUUACUAUUAUAAGUUUAGGCCUACACCCCCCACCCCCUUUCAAUAAUUAUUUGUAGGACCCAUUAUUCAUAUGUAAUGAUAUAUUAUGGUGAUUCUUAAGGCAUAGAUUAAGUAAAAAUGUAAAAAAAUAAUAGUCACUUACCUUUAAUAUUGAAAUAUCCUAUAUUUAAUCACAUAUCACAAUAUUUCACAAGAGAAUUAUUACAUAAUCCUUGGUUUUCUCAAAGAAAAAACACACACACUUUCUGCCACAAUAAUCCAAGAAUUACUUAAGAUAUUACUAAAGAACAAUCAUAAAAAAUCAAACUUACCUCAAGCAAGUAAUAGGUACUUUUACUUGGUUUAAAAAAAAAAUAAAAAAAUUCAAAAUAGCACAUUAUAAGAGAGAAAAUGUAUAAUUAAAAAUGAAACUAUAAUCAACUUUCUAUCUUAAUAAUCAUAUCUUCAGUAGUUUCUGAGUGAUGUAACUGUAACAUAGGCUAUACUAUGAAUUUUUAAAGUAAUACUUCUUUUGUCCUUUUCUAAAAUGGACCUCACCUCCACAUUCUGUGACCCAGUUACGUUGUUUGUAUCACAAGCUAUAAUUUCGUUUUAAUAACAAUUUCAUACAACUUUUAUUUUCAGAAUAAAUGCUGUUUUAAAAAGUAAUUUUAAUAAUGUUAUGCAAUUAUAAAUAAAUUAUAACUAAAUAUGCACUAUGUAGGCUAUAUCAGUAAAUAUAAUAUAUUAAUAUAUCAUAUUUUCAGUUUACCAAAUAUACGGCAUCCAUUAUCCGUUAUAAUAAUAGUUGUAUAAGGCAAUGCAUUCCCGUAUUAAUAAAAUACUUUUUAGGGAUUUAGAGACUACUUAUUUUGAACUUUCAACUUUGGCUCAUGACUUGACUAAUUAAAGCUUUCCCUGACCAAUUGUUUAAUGGUUGUUGCCCACAGCAAUCUCUUAUGUAUAAAACUCUCUAUGGUAUACCCAUAAUGCAAAUGGCUGUGAAUGGUUGCCAUGUAAAUGUUUUGAACACAGAAAAUUAUAAUUUAUAAUUUGGACUCUACUGGGUUUUUAAAGCUUUAAUGAACAUAUUCUAGCUUAAAUAUCUUCUAAAGUCGUUCUGAAAAACCAUUUAUCAAAUAUUUUGAUGUUUAAGGUGGUAAUAAGUGAAUAUUUACAAAGUUAAGUAUCAGCAUCUUGUGCCAUUAACGCUGUCUACUCUUGAGGAGAAUUGUGAAAAUGUUUCACAAUGAAAUUUUGCACUCAUAGGUACAUUAUAUUUUGUUGACAUACAAUUAGUAUGAAAUACAUACUUUAAUAUUUUGAUUGAAUUUUUAUAUUGACACAUGCCAUAUGUUAACAUAAGAUUUUCCUCAAUUAAAGUUGAUGUAAAGGAUUAUAAAACGCAAUGGGAAUAUAGGCCAAGAUGUCUUUCAGUGUGAAAGGGAGGAGUCAGAACUUAAUUUUCAGUCAAAAGGACAUAGGUGAAGUAAUUAGAUAUCCAUGAGAUAUAAAUUUAUUAGGGUUUGUAAAGGACAGUAGUGGACAGAGACAUCUUUUUUAAAUUGUGGGGAGGUUUAAAUUUAAUAAUGAUAACCAAUCAAAAGCCUUUAAUUUAAAAUGCUGAAAUGAGAGGUUACUGUAGUCUCAGAUUGUAGUUUACUACACAUAAUACCAAUAUUCAUUUAAUAUGAACUAACUUUAAAAUAAAUAGAGGUUUAAGAGAAUAAUAGUAUGUAGUACUUAUAAUUCUUUCACUUUGCAAAAUCUUAAAAAACAAAAAAAAAAAAAAAAAAAAAAAAAAAAAAAACAAAAAACAAAAUAAAAAAACAAAUUAAAAAAAAAAUUGUUAUUGAACAUCGAUGAAUUGAACACCAUGUAAAAUGACGUGUUAAUCAUUCUAGGGAGCAGAAUAAGAGAAAAAGGACAGGCGGAGACAAAAAAAAAACAACCUUAGACUGCUUUCAUAUGCUAUUUUAGAAAAAAUCAAUUUAGGAUUCCAUAUCUCUUCUACUGGGUACUAAAAUUUAAACAAAUGGAUUAAAUGCAUCAAACAAAGAUUAUGAGUAACUGCCCCAUUGUUAUUUCAAAAAUGACUAUCACAAUUAAAUAAAUAAAAUUGGAAAUUUCCUGGUACCCACACAGAAAAAAAAAAAAAAGAGCUACAGGUAUCAAAAAAUAAUACCAGCCUAUUAGCUUAGUUUCCUUUAAAGAAAAGCUUCAUCAAAUGAUUUUAAAAAAACACUUAAAAGGAACCAAAGCAUCUUUGACAAUGAUUCUAUAUUUGUUUUUAGCACUGUUUUGAUAAAUCCUAUAAUAGAAUUUUAUAGGAUAACUCACACAACACCUCUAUUCUCACACAAAUAAUUUCUCAGUAUGACAGACACUGAAUAAUAAUUGACUAUUUCUAAUUUAAAUUUAGUCUCAGAGUCUGGCUGUCUGUAACCAUACUAAUGGACGAAGAAAAUAUUCUAGUGUAAGUAUGAUUUAUUUCAUAUACUUCUUCAUCAUCUAUUUAACAUGCAAUAUCUAAUACAUUUCAUUAUAUUUUGAUGAUCAUUACAGCAGUAUUGCUUGAAUCUAUACACUUAUAAUAUAGCUUCACCUUACAAGUUUUAUUGAAUUACUUAGCAUAAUUGGAUUCAGCAUUGAAAAACAUCAAUUGAAAUUCAUUAAGCAAACGUAAAAAAAAAGUCUCAAUGAUUCAUCAUUUUGUCGAUUCAAAAGAGAACGAAAUCAUUGUUUGACUUCAAUUUGCACGCUUCUGAAGAUUAUUUUAUUCCAAUUCAUUGUUGUACAAUGUUUUUUCUACAUGAACGUUAAUUGUGAGAUCCUUCCUAUCUGCAUAGUUGGAGGUAUUAAGUGAUACAAAGUUAUUCAGUAUGCACAUAUUGUUUUGCUUAAAAAAGAUUUCAUUUUAUGACAAUGUUAAAGGGAAUUAAUGCUAAAAAAUGUAUAAUUUGGAACAGUAAACCUAUUUUUUAAAAAAUUUAGUGUAUUAUGGGUUGAUAUUAUUUUUGUCCUUUUCUAUUUGUAUAGCAAAAUGACAUUGUUUUCCUAUCCUGCCAAUUAUAAAUAGAUAAAUUUCACUCAUUGAUAAUUUCAGAAGCGGCUGGUCACAAUGAUUCCAGGUGAUGGAAUUGGUCCAGAAAUAUCUGUUUCUGUAAAGCAGAUCUUUAGUGCAGCUGGGGUAAUCCUUUGAUUUCUUAUCUCUUGGAACUUUUUGUUCACAACAUAAAUUGGACUUGUGUUUCUAUAAUGCUUUGUUCUAGUUUGAUUUGUCUGAAAAAUGUACAUAAUUUAUUACUAGAUUAUCAUUUUAACUCAUUCCUAUGGCUGUUUUUUCUGUACUUAAUCCAUUAUUCAUGAACAAUGGAAGUAAAUCCUUUUUGCAUUUGAUUUAUAUUUGUAAAAUAUUUUUUAGCUGCUAAAUAUUAUUUAAUUUUAAAUAAAUUAGGACAAAUGCACCCAGAAACGAAUAAGGUUUAAGAAAAAUAUAACGUUGUGUUAAAAAAACCAACCCAAAAAUCGCUUUGUUGGCACCUUGGAUCGACACAAGCUAGAUAUAAGACUCGCAGUACAAAAGCACACAUAGAUUAAAGUGAACCAUGCUCUCACCAUAACUUUCUGGGACGCAUGAUUUAAAUGCUAUUUUUAAAUAACAAAUGAAAGAGGUAUGUUAAGAAGCGCUGAGACCCAUUCAGACACAUGUCCAACCCAUUUUAGACCAAUUAGUUGCAACCACAAGGAAUGAGUAAAUGAAAGUAUCUCUGGUCAGUCCAAAUGAAAAUUUCAUCCCUCUCAGGUUCCAAUUGAAUGGGAAGAUGUAGAUGUAACGCCAGUCAAAGGUCCAGAUGGGAAGUUCAGAUUGCCACCAAAAAUAUUUGAAUCUAUGAACAAGACCAAAGUAGGACUUAAAGGACCAUUAGCUACACCAAUAGGGAAAGGACAUCAGUCUCUCAAUCUUGCACUUAGAAAGUAUGUAAAAAUUCAUAAAAAAUAAUUCUUGUGUUAGAUACUAUUUAAAAAAAAAAGAAUCUUUUGAUCCUUAAAAUAUUAAUGGUAAAUCUAUAUUAAAUAAUGAAUAGAAUUCAAUUACAAUAUUGCACGUUAGUUUACAACAUUUCUUAUGAUUAAAAAAAUAAAUUAUUUAUCCUAAAAAUUCCAAAUUUCAAGGAAAGUGAAUAAAUUUGUAAAUAUUUUACCGUAAAAAAUAGUGUGUUAAAUAGAAAAUGUUAAGUAGACUGUAUUAUAGAGUUGAACACACAGAUAUAUUAAAUAGGAUGUUAACAGAGCAUUGAUAAGGAAAUGCAAUGUUCUUCUCUUGGAGUAUCAGUAGUUAAGCUUUGAGCCACUGUUGCUGUAUGGACAAGACUUGUAAGAGAUAUAAAUAUAAAAAUUGAAUGACUGGCCGCCUUACAUGGAAAUGUUUUCUUAUUUUAUUUUGUAGAGCUUUCACCCUUUUUGCCAAUGUCAGGCCUUGUAAGUCAAUUGAAGGAUUUGAAACUCCAUACAAAAAUGUUGAUAUUGUAACUAUCAGAGAAAACACUGAGGGAGAGUACAGUGGCAUAGAACAUGUUGUGAGUUGUUUUUACUCAAGUUUUUCUUCAUUCUUAAAUUCAUGGUAGUAAAAUACAAUUAAAGCUAGAUGAAAAUGAGGCAGCAGAAAAUUUUAAUGUUUCUAAACUAAUUUUAAAGCCAUUUAUUUCAUUCAUGAAUGUUUCACAUCCACAAAAAAUGUUAUCACUUUGUUAUCAUGAUUCUAGAUUGUUGAAGGUGUUGUUCAAAGCAUAAAGCUCAUCACAGAAACUGCAUCUCGAAGAGUAGCUGAAUAUGCUUUUAAAUAUGCAAGAGAAAACAAAAGAUCAACAGUAACUGCUGUUCAUAAAGCUAACAUAAUGUAAGUGUAAAAAACUACCAAUGCUAAAAAAUAUUUUUUUUGUAUUAAUUUAAAAUAUAAAAAAAAAAAUUUAGUGUUUAUUAAUCUUUAAAUUAUUGAUAUUCAUCUUUAAAUUAUUGAUAUUAAUCGCACAAGCUGGGGAGGCAGACUUACUGUUGGAGCACACAAGAUGGCGAGGCAGACCUACUCUUGCAGCACAAUCCUCAGAGGGUAAAUGCACCGCUCACUCCUAAAGAAAGAACACAGUACGGAAAAGCAGAAUCAACUUCCGACCCAACUAGAACCCAAAACAGCGUGUGCUAUGUGCAGAAAAGCUUUUCAAACACAAAGGAAUGACUGGCAAACCACCUGCCUACUCACUGUUGAAUAUAGCCUCUGUCAUAUUUGCACGCAAAAGACUAACAGCAAGCAAAACAACAUCUUAUUGAAGCAAACAGAAUGCCUUUUUUUUAUGACAUCAUUUUGAUAUCUUUGAGAAAACUGUUUUUUGUUUAGCUUUUAAUGUUUUUACUUUAUUUCUUUUAUUCAGGCGAAUGUCAGAUGGCUUGUUUUUAAAGUGCUGCAGAGAAGUUGCUGCCAAAAAUAAAGAUAUUAAGUUCACUGAAAUGUACCUUGACACAGUUUGUUUGAAUGUAAGCAGUGACACUAUCUUGGUUUAUAUCAAUGGUUCCUUGUUUUAAAUUAAACUUACAAUUAAAACUCUCAUUUUAUUUUAAUUUCAUAGUAUUGUUUUAUAAUUUAUAUAUAGUGUGGCAAAUUUUACUUUUAUUUCACAAGUGUUGCUAUUUUGGAAAUAACUUGGUCUAGGAAUGAUUAUUCAAUAAUGAUACAUUUCACAAUAGACAGAAGUCAAAUUUAAAAAACACUGGACACAAUGUUCCCAUGUUAUGAGCGAAGUUUUGUUACGCACUGUGUUUAGUAAAGAUGUUUAUUUUUGUGCACCAAUAAGAACGUAACAUUAAUUUCUCAUGACCAAACCUAGCGCAGGGCAGAAUCAUGAAUUUUUUUUAUUUGUAUAACUCGUGUAAAGAAAAGUGCAAAGUGGAUCUACAGAUUCAGGCAUUUAUUUACAUGACCUGAAAUGCGUUUCUUCCACCCUUCUCACUCUCGGGAACACAUCUAUCAAAAAAAUUUCACAAAUCCUUCAUAAUUCUUUCAUCUCACCACUUAUGACACUAGAUCUAAUUACUACAUUAAGGCUACUGAACUUUUGAUAAUUUUAAUCUCUAUUAUGAUUACAAUGAUAUAAUUAAACUUCAUCAAAUUCUCUAAAAGUUUAUUGGGAUAUAUUUUAAAUAAAAAAAUUAAAAAGUUCCUUUUGAAAUUAAUCAAGGAAUAAAUUAUUUUAGAAUGUACUAAGUUGAAAUGAAAAAAAAUUGUUAAACUCACAGUCCUUUUUGCUUCUAUUAUUUUUGUUGUUUUAAGGAUCAUUACAAACCACUAUUAGAGGAGAUAAUAAUGUUUUACCACUAUAGGUUGUGAUGCAUACAUUAACAUUCAUUUAUUUAAAUCCUUUUUUUUUUCUGUAACAGCUUGUGCAAGAUCCAUUAUCCUUUGAUGUUCUAGUCAUGCCUAAUUUGUAUGGAGAUAUUUUAAGGUAAAUUAAAAUUAUACUUGGUUUUGACUGUCCUUAUUUUUAUUUUUUUUAUGAGCUUGGUUUUGUAGAUUUUGAAAAUUUAGAUGAAGUUAAUACAGAAAUUGCUUAUAUGUAAAACAAAUUUAUACAUAUCCUUAUCAUUUCCAGUGAUUUGUGUGCUGGCUUAAUUGGGGGCCUUGGAGUGACACCCAGUGGUAACAUUGGAGAAGAAGGAGCAAUUUUUGAAUCGGUGAGUUUAUGGGCGUGUUUAAAAAAAAUAUAUUUUUUUUGCUAUAAGGGCAAUGUUAAUAUCUUUACAAAGAUUUUUUUAAAGUGCUUGUUACUAUUUUCCUAGAAGUGAAUUCUAAAUAAUGACAUGCUGUCAUACUUGAGAUAGGAUGAUAUUACAAUACAAUUCAGUCUUUCUGAAAGACCUUGACCAUCAUAGACAUUAAUAUAUCUAUCUGUAGACAUUGUGCUAUUUUCAAUCUCACUAUCUUCACAUACCCCUUACACUAAUUCAUAGCAUCACAGCUACGAAAGAGCAACUUUGGUAAUGAUCUUUUUGUAAAAUCUCUAGAAUAGAAUGAUUUAAUGAUUGCAUAGUUAAAUCAUGUCUAUUUAAUAAAUAUCAAUCUAUCUAAUACAUAAAGGUAAUUUUAUUUCAAAUCUAUUAAUGUUUAUGAAAACUUUUUAAUAACUCAUGUAUGUCUGGUGUAAUUAGUUACAUUUUGCAGCAUAAAAACCAAAAGUUCAUCAUGUCAUAGUAUUGUGCGCAAUUUGGUGAAAUGUAACAGGAAUAACAUAACAUAGAAUUUUAGUGUCAUCAUAAGUUUUAAAAAAAUAUUUCAUACAAGCAACACAUUUUUUUUAAAAGACCCCCUUUUAAUAAGCAAACCACCACAAAAUAAAUACUUAAGAGUGAGACUAUAAGAGGGAUGAAAAAUAAUGAAUGGAAAUUAAUUGAAAGCACCAGUAUAAAAUAAUAAUACCAAUUAUGAAAGUAUACAAGAUUGCUGUUUCUUUAGCAAUUUUAUUACUGAGAUUAUAUAAUUCACUUAAAUCAAGAUCACUCAGGAUAAAAUACUUAAAUCAUUUUUAUGGGUUUGAAAUUUUUGAACCCCUUUUUGAAAAAACACUUUACAUUUAAAUGAUAACCAAAAUAACCUUUACAUUCCUUUACAUUCAUGUUGUUAAGGGGGGUGUCCAUUAAUUAUGUCAACAAAAUAGGGGGGAGGGGGGUUUGGAGAUGUUUGACAAUGGUGAACGGGCGGGGUGGGGGGGAGGUUUAUAUUAGUUGAUGUCAACAAUCAUGUUUUCUCUAUUAAAAUUUUAAUCUUAAAAAUUGACUGGUUAUAACAUUAUGUUAUAAAUUUAAUGAAUGUAAAUAGUCGUAUAAUUUUUAGGCUUUUAACAAUAUUAGAUUUAUUUAAUGUGUGUCUCUCUGUGCACUGCAGAUGGCUGGUCAGAAUGUUAGCAUACUUUGUAAGUGCAAGAGAAGUCAAAAGUUGGCCUCUCUUCACCUAUAGAUGCUGUUUGUAGUAAAUGACUAGGAUGGUAUGUUUGCGAUCGAAUUGCAGGUAUGGAACAAGGACAAAGUUCAAGUGUCAUGGGCAGUCAAGAUAAAUGAUAUUGAUAGAGUAGGAAUAAAAUUUUUUGAGAAUUAGGGGCAAAUAAAGUGAGUAACAAUAAUAACAUCGCUGCUUGAACGGAUAUGCAAAAUCUGUAACAUCUAUUUUGCAUUAUAAGUCAUGUUGAACAGCACCGACAAUGCAUAAGAAAUUGCCACCUGCUCCUCAACUAAAAAGAAUUGGACCAAUGCAAGUAGCUGCCAGGAGCCUGAGGGAGAAAGCUUAUGACAAUUAUUGCUCACACUGACAAUGGCUCUAUUUUAAGUGCUGAAUGGUUAGAUGAGGAUGAUGUUAACUUGUCUGGUAUAUCAGUUGUGCAUGAUGAAAAAGAUAAAUCAGCUACCAUAGACUAUGCCCAUGACGGGCCUCAUUUCACGUUUUAUUGGGAUGGGGGGGGGGCGCAAAACUUGGUCGGCUUGUUGUUUACUACUGGAGGCACCACAUUACAUAGCAAUUUAAAUAAAACCUGCAAAUUCAGUGGGCCCCUGCCCUACAUAAAUGACGUCCAUGAUGUUAGGAUAGAGCAACACCUGGCUACUCCAUAGGAAGCUGAAAGCAGCUAGAACCUAUACUAUAAUUGUCAACUAUACUGACAAUAAUCAUAUCUAUACUUCCACAAACAAUAUUUAGCCUUCAACAACUUUUUAAUUGAUUCUGCAUUAUAAAAUAUGUGUAAAAACUUUUUUACUAGUUUUACUUGUAUAUUUUUUUUUUUGGGGGGGGGUCGAUUAUAAUAUAUGGACAUAUUUAAAUUUAGGGGGGGGGGUCAUUGAAAGCUUGACAGUUGUUGUGGGGGGUCGGGGGGGGUGGUAAAAAAAUUGCAUAAAAAUUGUUGACCUAAUUAAUGGAUGCCCCCUAAGUGGAACAAAAAAUCUGAUUUUUUCCUUCUAUAACCAUUUACAAACUAUGUCCAGUUGUUAUGGUUGGUUCAUGAGAUCUAAUUACUAGCUAUGUAUGUAAUACUUUUAAACAGACAAUUUAAAAUUUUAGCAUAUUAUAUAGUUUUAAAGGAAUUAAAAAUGUUAUUAUAUUAUCAAGUUUUAAAGGAAUUUAAAAUGUUAGUAUAUUAUAAAGUUUUAAAGGAAUUUUAAAUUUUAGUAUAUUAUAUAAACUUUUAAAUGAAUGAUGUCAAAAACAUUUGUCGGCAAAAAUUCUAGGUUACAUUUAUUUGCCUAUUAAACUGCCUGCAAAUGGUGGAACUUAGUUAAAGACCACCCAAUAGAGAUUAAACAAGGAUCAUGACAAUGAGAAUAAACAACAAAGAAAAAACAGUUUUGUAAAGAUUUUAUUUUAAACCUUGAGUUACAAUAUGUGUUUAUUAUGUCAGGUUCAUGGUACUGCACCAGACAUAGCAGGAAAGAACAAAGCUAACCCAACUGCUCUGCUUCUAAGUUCUGUGAUGAUGUUGAGGUACAUGGACCUCCCAACCUAUGCUGAUCGCAUUGAAAAAGCUUGUUUUGAUGUGAUCAAGGAAGGAAAGGUAUAGAUGUAGUGAUGCAUACUAAAAUUAUUGUAAAAUUUGUUUGAAAGAGGCAUUAGUUUUAAUAAAUGCUAAUGUUAUUCACAGAUGCAAGUGAUGCACACAUAUGAAAAUUAAAUUUAGCUAUACUGCCAUCUUGUGGAUAUUUUAUGUUCUUAUAGACUAAAACUGCUAUUCAAAUUCUAUGAUAAUAUUAAGACUAAUAUCUUUUAUUCACAAAUUCUGCAAUAAUUAUCCCGAAAUCCUGACAGACCAUAAAUAGCGUACAUAUAGCUCUAACGCUGUACAAAUAUCGUCAUAAUUAUCAGCAUACUAUUGCAUUGUGACUUUGCUAGAUAGUAGUCAAUAGACUUAGUAGAUGUAACAGUAAUACUAAUUCCAACGUUAACCUUUGAGGCCAUUAUAAAUUAUCGAGGAAAAGAGGGGCGGGGUGGUCAUGGAUUUUUUACAAAGUAUGACUUAAAUGGACUUAGGUGUAGUAUCUAUUUUCUGACUAGUUUUGGAGCGGCAAGCAUGGUAAAAAGAAAAUACUAAAUAUUGUGAAGUCCUUAGUUUGUUAGUACGCCAGGAGUACUUACAAUUUUAUUUUCUGCGCCCUAGCAAAGUUAGGUUUUCACCAUCGAGUCAAAUUCUAACAGAUAAGACCUUUUAAAGAGCAAUUAUAAUUUUUUAAAAUCAAAAGGUUGGGUAAUUACUCGAGUGAGUUACUGUUUUUCACCAGGCUUGCUAGAUGGCACAAGUGGAAAUAAAAUUAUGAAAAUAAUUCUGAGUAAGCUGCGAUUCCCCAGGUUGAUGUCGUACCCAGAGCAAGGUGGCUCCACUGGGCGAUACAGCACACAUUUUGGGUACCACUGGGCUAUGGCAGUCUGUUUGCUUUAUUGUAACAUAUUUGUCUAUAAACAAAAACAUUUUUUUUUCUUUUUAGUGGCGUGUGGGGGUUGAAAGCUAAUUGUGUGCAUCCUUAGGACACGCAUUGAUUUAACAUUUUAGGUCUAUAUAUUAACCCGAAGGACUGUCCGAGAUGUUAGCUCCCCUUGGACACUCCUCACCGCCCCAUACACUACUGGGUGGAGGCGAAAUUUCAACUGCCUAGGAGCCUCCACAGGUCAUUAUCCGAGGAUGAUAAUUAUAGUUAUAGCUAAUACUAUAAAAAUUUUUAUAAUGUUUCAUUACAGCAUUUGACUGGAGAUCUGAAAGGAAAAGCCACUUGCACAGAAUUUACAGAGGAGAUUUGCCUCAAAGUCUCUUCAUCAUAAAGUACCUCUCUGUGUAGAUCAUCUCAUUUAUUUAUAUUCAUUAAUUCAUAUUGAGUUGCAUUUUUGGAAUGAGAAGUCAUAUACUUAUAGCAGGACCUUGAUAUUAUAUGAUGCAUUCAUUACCCACUACCAUAAGUAUGUUAAUGACAGACUUCACUUUUGUGUGUUUUGACCUAGAACCCCAACCUGACUCAAUGAUGGUCUUGAUGUUUUGUAAUAAACUAGUUGUAAGUGUUGUUUAGAAGCUUUAGUGGUUUUAGUCACUUGUACUUGUAACCAGGUGUCUUGCUUAUUUAUUCUUAGUUCCGUCUAAUCCUAUUAGAAUGUUAAUUUUGUUCCACGGAAACUCUUUUAUUUUUCAAACAAGUUUACAAAAUCUCAUUUUUUCAUUGUACUUAAGUCUGGAGCUGUUUUUGAUGAAAACUAAUUUGAAUAUGAAAAGGGAUUAUUAUUUUUAGAUUUUAUAUCAAUUUACUUAUAUAGAAAUUUCAGAUGAUCAUGUCAGUGGCUAAUCACAGAUUGAACAGCUGAAGCUAAUUGAUGUUAGGGAAAUGAGUUAAUUCUGUGAUAUGAUGGAUGAGGUCUUCAAGAAAAGCUAUAGUACUAUAAUAGCAGUCACUUAGCUAACUAGUCUCUUAUAUUUGAUCAUUUGAACAGCGGUCUGAAUGUGUUCAUACUUAUGUAUUUACCUGUGUAAAUGGAGAAUGAUGAAAAUUGAUGAGUCUUUUGAACAGGAUUUGAAAAAUCACAAAAAUUUGCUCAAAACAUUGAAUUUAAAAAAAAAAAUGUUUUUGUACAAAAAUCCAAUAGUUCCCAAAACAGCCUUGUUAGUUUAGAAAAGUUAAUUCUUGGAUUCUAGUUAUAAUACAGGUUGUUAUGACAAAGUUAUGACUAACUUGUUUGAAGCUGUUGGCAUUGGCAAGAGAAAUUUAUAAUAAAUAGUAAUAAUAGACCAACAAUUAUUCUAGCUGUUGUCUAAACUAGUUUUUUAAAGUUGAUACAAGCCCAGGGUAAUCCUUUUGUUUCUCCCCUGAUCCCAUUUUGGAACAUGGUUCUCAAUGAUGCCAAAGCUGAUAGUAAACUUCGUUCUUAAAGAUGUCCAAAUUGGUACCGGGUAUUAAACUUGGUUCUUAAUGAUGUCAAAUUUGGUAGUAAACUUGGUUCUUAAACGAUAUCAAAGUUGAUUACAAAUCAUAAUAUAAAUCACACUGGACAUUUGAUGUCAUUAUAUGUAAACUUGGCCACGGUCUGACUAAUAACUUUUUACUUUUAAUAUCUUGUACACAUGAAACCAUUAAAUUAAAUACAACAGUCU
This is a messenger RNA of Lymnaea stagnalis (great pond snail), 13945 nucleotides long. The record is from the annotation of a GenBank genome assembly. Lineage: Eukaryota; Metazoa; Mollusca; Gastropoda; Lymnaeidae.